UAUAAUUCCCCCUCCAAAUUUCCAUCUCUCUAGGAUUCAGAAUUGAGAUGAUCCCGGUAAUGCAGGUUAUAUAAACCAAGGCGCUUCAAAAUUUUCAACCGCCAGCGAUUUUGUCAAAUGUCCAACCCAGCCUCACUCGCGCAGCAAAUUUCCCUCUUCCGCUCUCGAAUUCACAACCGAAGUUUUGAUGAUGUAACCGUUCGAAUUUUGGAUUCGGUUCUGGUAUCGAAAGAUGUACGGUCACUGAUUGGAGUUGGAUCUGCUCUGAAACAGUUCAUGAGAGAUGAAUCGCUUCUCAUUUUCCGAGAAAUCGCCGAUGAAUCUGUUGAGAUUAAGCUUAUGUGUACUGAAUUUCUGAUUCGUGUUUUUGCUGUGAUUGGUGAUGUGGAGAGUUGCUUGGCCUUGAGAUACGAGGCACUGGUUAUGAGAAACGAAAAGACGACAACUAACCCCGGGCUUCGAGUUACGUGUAAAGAAUGGCUCACCUUCGUCGAGCAUUCACUUGAAAAUGGAUUCCAUUCCAUUGCAAUUCAGGCAUGUGAAAAGGCACUUACGCCCUCCAAGGAAAACCGUGCGGCUCAUCCCAAACAUGAUAAUUUCUUCCACGACGUCAUUGCUCUCAAGAAAAUCAAGAUAUUAAAGGAUGCCGCUCUACUCACAAUUUCUUCACGUUCUGUCCAGGCACAGGCCGAAGCAUACCUGAAGCAAAAAAACGUUACGGAGAGUACUCAAAAGUUAGUCCCCUCUAUUGAACCAAAAAGUUCAGGAAGUUCUCGGUUUAGGAGUGGGAUCGUGAAGCGUAAUUUGCGAAAAUUGCAUGACUAUCAAUGUCUACCACAGUUGUCCUGAUGAAGGCAAGAGUUUGACUUAUGUCCACUUUUUACCACUAAUUAGCUAAUCAACUCAUCUAACGGACAUGAAAAUUCGCCAUCGUGUGAUAAGUUGUUCUCUUAAGCAGA
Erythranthe guttata (spotted monkey flower) is the source of this 959-nucleotide messenger RNA. Lineage: Eukaryota; Viridiplantae; Streptophyta; Magnoliopsida; Lamiales; Phrymaceae. The record is from RefSeq and is a predicted model, not a curated record.